ACGUUGAUAGGCUGGGUGUAUAAAAGGGCAUGGCAAGCAGGCCCAGACACAACCAGGGAGACCCACCAACACCAAAGCCUAACUACAUACAAUGUCCAAAAUGGGCCGGAUCGUCUUCUACGAGGAUAAGAACUUCCAGGGCCGUCGCUAUGAGUGCGACAGCGACUGCUCCGACUUCCACGCCUACCUGAGCCGCUGCAACUCCAUCAGUGUGGAGAUUGGGGCCUGGGUGGUGUACGAGAGGCCCAACUACACGGGCUACCAGUAUGUCCUGACCAGAGGGGAGUACCCAGACUAUCAGCGCUGGAUGGGCCUCAACGACCACCUCAGCUCCUGCAAGACCAUCCACUUUACCAGUGGGAGCCAGUACAAGAUGCAGCUGUAUGAAAAGGCCAACUUUGAGGGCCAGGCCCUCAAGGCCACUGAAGACUGCCCCUCCGUGCAGGAGAAGUACCGCUUGAGGGAGGUCUAUUCCUGCAAGGUCUCUGAUGGCUGGUGGGUGUUCUACGAACACCCCAACUACCGCGGCCGUCAGUACUUCCUGGAAAAGGGCGAGUACCGCAAACCUGGGGACUGGGGCGCCAUCAGCCCUGUGGUCCAGUCCUUCAGACGCUACACUGAGUGAUCCUACACUCCACUCCAGCUGGCCCAAACACCCCAACAACAUUAGGAUGAAGUCUCACUCUCUCUCUCUCUCUCUCUCUCUCUCUCUAAUUGCAGUACUUUCAUAUGAGUUAUUUUAAGUCUGAGGUCUCAUCUGAAAUAAAACUUGUCUGGUGAGCAAA
Molecule: messenger RNA, 785 nt
Organism: Osmerus eperlanus (European smelt)
Lineage: Eukaryota; Metazoa; Chordata; Actinopteri; Osmeriformes; Osmeridae
Gene: crygs2
Product: crystallin, gamma S2
Exons: 3
Coding region: 92-625 (177 amino acids)
Biological process (GO): visual perception; lens development in camera-type eye
Molecular function (GO): structural constituent of eye lens
Source: RefSeq, a predicted model, not a curated record